Sinocyclocheilus grahami is the source of this 1071-nucleotide messenger RNA. RefSeq names its product macrophage mannose receptor 1-like. The record is from RefSeq and is a predicted model, not a curated record. The coding region runs from base 38 to 1063 and encodes 341 amino acids. Lineage: Eukaryota; Metazoa; Chordata; Actinopteri; Cypriniformes; Cyprinidae. The transcript is spliced from 3 exons.
CAGCUCAUCGGCUCUUCAUCAGUAUGAGUUUGUUCAGAUGAGGAUGAACUGCACUGAUGCUCAGAGAUACUGCCGUGAGAACUACAGUGAUCUGGCCUCCAUUGACAACAGCGCCGACGUGACCGAGCUGCUGAAGAUCAUGGCCAAAUCUGCUGAUAAUGCCGUCUGGAUCGGGCUGAUGGAGACCCUCAGGAGUGAAUGGAAGUGGUCUCUGGGAGACCCUGCGUUUUACACUGCUCAUGAUUUACUGUUUCGCAACUGGGCAUCGAAUCAGCCGAACAAUGGUUCAUAUUACUGUGCUUAUAUGAGUCAGGACGGACUGUGGCAUGAUGACAGCUGUAAUAACCAAAGGUCUUUCAUCUGCUACAAUGACAGCAGUAAAGGAUUCGUCCUUGUGCAGCAGUCGAUGACCUGGAGAAAUGCUCAGAGCUUCUGCAGAGCGAAUCACACGGAUCUGAGCAGCGUGAGGAGCCAGAGUGAGAACCAGCAGAUUCAGCAGCUCAUAAACACUGGAGUCUGGAUCGGUCUGUUCAGAGACUCAUGGGAAUGGUCCGACAAGAGUACAUCCUCGUUUAGAAACUGGGCACCCACUGAACCCCAAAGCAAUGAAAACGCCACUGUGCUAGUGCAGAGUGGAUCAAGAAGGGGAAAGUGGGAGGACUGGCCAUGUAAUUCACAAUUUGCCUUCGUCUGUCAAGAUCAGUUCAUACUCAUCAAGCAGAAUCUGAGCUGGAGUGAAGCCAUGACGUACUGCAGACAGAACCACGUGGACCUGGUGUCGGUGCCCAGCCCUCAGAUCGAGCAGCGGGUGAUGAACGUGGCGAGAAGAGCCUCGACGGCGGCCGUGUGGAUGGGUUUGCAUCACUACUGCAGCAUGAACAUGUGGCUGUGGCUGUGUGGCGAGGUGGUCUGUUAUCAGAACUGGGCCGCGGGGAGCGGCACCAGAGCGCACGACUGCCGCGAGCAAAGAGCCGGAGCUAUUCAGUCGGCUGGAGAUCAGCGCUGGGUCAGCCUUCCUACGACCAUCAGGCUCAACUUCAUCUGCACCAACUCUGAGCCUUGAGUGUGUGU